Messenger RNA from Symbiodinium sp. CCMP2592, 660 nucleotides. The record is from the annotation of a GenBank genome assembly. NCBI's taxonomy places the organism in Eukaryota, Dinophyceae, Suessiales, Symbiodiniaceae.
AUGCAAGAGGUGGAAGAAGCCUUGGCACUCGUAGGCGAUGAGAUUCAUCUAAUUUCAUGCCGUCACUUCUUCCUGCGAACACGUCGACGUAGCCAUGGCGAAGACGAAGAACAAUGGGCGAGCAGGGCCCAAGCCUCGGUGCUCUCUGUGUGUGCACCUGCAAGGUUUUGCAGAGAUUUUCUUCGUUUGGAUUUGUUCCUCCUGUGGCCCCAGAGUGUUCAGUGCUAUGUUACAGCAACAUGUCUCAGUGUCUUGUGCGAAGCCGGCAGCAUGACUCCGACGCCAUGCAGUGGUGCUCCGACUAGCUUGGAGAUGUGGUCGCGUGGACCGAUUCUUGAUGACUACCGGUCCUUUGGCGAGUACUACUCGCCUUCGGAGUGGAGCUCGCCACCUUACUGGUCUCUGGUCGAGCAGAUCAGUACGUUGAGCAAGGAGAAGAUUCUGCUGCUGAACGAGUGCAGCGAUCUUCGCAGCGACAACCAGGCCAUUCGGGUCGACAACGAGCAGCUGCACGAAGCGAAGCCGCGGCUCAGCGACGCUUCUCUGCCGAGCACCUGCGACUCUGACGGAGAGCAGCCUCCGGAGGAGCCUUCAGAGGCAUUGGAGAAGCAGGUCUGGGCCUGGCUGUCCCUGGAGGUCCAUCACAGAAUUGUCGUUUGA